UUGUCCUGUUUACCGGCAGACACCAUGACGUUCCUUCAUGUACCCACCCACUUUUGUGUAUAAAUAUCGAGUGCACCCUGGCCAUUUUCAGUUUGUUGCUCAGACUACGGCGGUCAAGACCCAUAUCAAAACAAUCUUUAUCCUACUGGCACCCAGUCCGUUCGCUUGCUACCUAUCUAGCUGCCGCCCUCGUUCGCUUGUGCAAGUAUGAAGAACCUUGCGACUCUCACAGCUUUCGCUGCGGGGGCUAAUGCCCUUGUCGGCCGGAGCAACUCCUGCUGCUUUCACCUGACGGCCACUGGUGGUGCUUCUGGCACUGUUGGCCAGCUUGGUGAUGGUCAGAACCGCAUCGGCGGUGGACUGCCCGAGACCCAGUUCUGCAUUGACUCCAACGGUGGUAUCACUGAUAGCAGCGGACGCGGUUGUGUUGUGACUAGCUCGACCUCCCAGUUCCAGUGUGAUUUGGGUAAAACCCCUAUGUCGGGCUUCACCAUUAGCUCUUCGGGUGAGCUGGAAUACAAUGGUGAUGGAGACUUUGUUGGCUGCCAGACUGGCGACAACAAUGAGUUGAACAUCUACACUAAUGAGGGCUCGUCCGUGACUGGCUGCGAGGACAUCAAGUUGACGGCUGAUUCUUGCUCGGGCUCUGGUGCCGGUGCUGUUGGUUCUAGCUCUGCUCCAUCUUCGACCCCUGCACCCCAGUCCAGCCAACCGGCUGCUCCAGGCCCAUCCUCUAGCGCUCCUGUUCCUGGCUCUGGUGCCUCGAGUACCUGGGUUCCCGGUGGUCCUGAAUCUAGUGCCUCUGUCCCCGCUGGCCCUGGUCCCCAGUCUAGUGCCUCUGUCCCCGCUGGUCCUGGUCCUCAGUCUAGUGCAUCUGUCCCAUCUGGCCCUGGUCCCCAGUCUAGCGGGCCGGUGCCGGUAACGACUAUCUAUGUGACCGAAACCUACUGCGCUGCAGAGAGCUCUUCUGUGGUGCCUGUUCCCGUUGGUCCUGGGUCGUCUACUCCGGCGGGUUCUCAGCCGGCUCCCUCCGGAUCUCCCGCUCCUCAGCCUUCGGAGACGCCAUCCCCUCCCGAGACCUCCGGCACCCCUGCUCCUCAACCCUCUGAGACCCCAUCCUACCCUCAGUCUUCGGAAACCCCUGUGCCCCAGCCUUCCGAGACGCCUUCCCCCCCUGAGACCUCCGGAACUCCUGCUCAGCCUUCUUCCGAGAGCCCUGCUCCUCAGCCGUCUGAGACUCCUUCCUCUGCCGAGACCUCCGGCACGCCUGCCCCUCAGCCUUCCUCUUACCCUCAAACCUCUGGCACUCCUGCUCCCCAGCCAUCUGGGACUCCCUCGCCUGCCCAGAGCUCUGCGUCUCCCACCAGCCCCCAGGCAUCUGGCACUCCUACCCAGUCGUCCUCUGCCAGCUGCCCAACCGAUCUUUCGGGCGACUAUGAGUACCCUCACUUGAUCAUCCCGGUCAACUCUUCUACACCUGACACCGCCUACGGUACUCAGUACUUCGGCACUGUCUCCUCCACCGUCUCGACCAUCUUCAACUUCGACAUUCCCUCUUCGGACUCUGGAAAGACGUGCAGUCUUAUCUUCCUGUUCCCCACCAAGGCAGAGCUUGAGACCUCCGAUUACACCUUUAGCGGAGAUGGCAAGGUUGACUUCUCUUGGCUCGAGUCUGCUGCCAGCCAGUCGACUACUUACAACAACGCUCCUUCGGUCAAGCAGGACUACGGCGACUUCACCCUCUCGCCCGGCAACUCCUAUCUUAUUUCCUCUUUCUCCUGCCCGGCUGGCCAAACUGUCAGCUACGAGAUGAAGGAAGCUGGUAGCACCUACCUCAACUUCUUCGAGGACUACAACCCCUCACCUCUCGGUUUGUACAUCACCGUCUGCUAAGCUCGUCAGACCUGGUGAUAGAACCCGGCAUCACGCGAACAUGAUUAAUGGACCCGUUAAUUUGAUUGUUUAUUGAAUAUUCUAUUUAGUUUUGAGACAUGGCCAUUCCUUUGAUACUUAACGGAGCGC
This is a messenger RNA of Aspergillus sclerotioniger CBS 115572, 2022 nucleotides long. Its product is annotated as putative GPI anchored cell wall protein. Lineage: Eukaryota; Fungi; Ascomycota; Eurotiomycetes; Eurotiales; Aspergillaceae. Bases 208 to 1893 code for a protein of 561 amino acids. The transcript is spliced from 3 exons. The record is from RefSeq and is a predicted model, not a curated record.